AUGUCUUUAAAUCUUUAUAAAAUAGAAGAUGAUAAUACUAUUUCUUGUUUACAAGAAAAAUGUACUUAUAAAAAUCGAGAUCCUAAAGAUAAACAUAAAAGUAUUAUGAAUGGUUCAACUUGGUGGAAUGGUUAUGAAGGACAAGAUGUUGUUUUAUUAGAUGAUUUUAAUAAGAAA
Molecule: messenger RNA, 177 nt
Organism: Scutellospora calospora
Lineage: Eukaryota; Fungi; Glomeromycota; Glomeromycetes; Diversisporales; Gigasporaceae
Source: the annotation of a GenBank genome assembly